UGGCCCUUGGAUCUCAUUUUCAUUGAUGAUGAGACGCCUACAAAACCCGCAUCUAAGGAUAAAGGGAUUUUGCGGCACAACGAGUCUGUUGCAUCACAAAAAGAGGUAUUUGCUCAAGGGUCACAACAACUGAGCCAGAAAAUUGGUAGUCGACAGAAAAACAAAAGGGAUCUUCCAGUGACUUAUUUGCCAAAAAAAGGUGCUUUUGUGCCUCGAUACCAGAUAUCUCUUGAAACACUUGUUGACUCAUCAGAUAUGGCAACAGCUGGUGCUAUUCGCUUACUGGAUAUGGAGGAAGAUAUCUUUGGUUAUUCAUGCACUGAAACAAUCGGAAAAGAAGAUCUGGAACAUAUUUUUCGGCAUCAAGAAUUAGGCGUCGGUGUUAUACACACAUACAUCCGGUUCUUGUAUGACAAUUUCAUGCGCGGGAAUGAUCAAUUGUCAAACAGAUUCCGUUUCGUGUCUUCCUCCCUGGUCAACAAAGCAUUAAUUUGUAGGGAACCGGAUUCAUGUAGAGAGUACUUAGUCAAGAGAUUCAUGGCCAGCAGUACAAACAACUUGUAUCUUUGGCCGUAUAAUUCAGGGUGUCACUGGUUGUUGCUUGCUAUUGAUCCUUUAAAAGAAGUGGUAUAUUUUCUAAAUUCGAUAGAUGGUGAAUGGACAAAUUAUCCGGAUAUGAAGCAAUUAGUUGAUACAUCAAUAAAAGUGUUCCGAUCUCAAAGACAAGCUCGAGUACCACGUACUAAAUCCAGCAACAUUACGUGGAUAAAAGUGCAGUGUCCUCUACAGCGCAACGGUAUCGAUUGCGGAUACUUUGUAAUGAGGUUUAUGAGGGAAAUCAUUAAUAUGAAUCAAAUAGAGAUUCCAAUCACGGGGGUUCUAGAGUUUAACGUGUUAAAAGCUCUUGAGCAUUACUGGAUACUCUCAAGAUUAAAUCGUUUGGGAACAUGA
Molecule: messenger RNA, 951 nt
Organism: Lathyrus oleraceus (garden pea)
Lineage: Eukaryota; Viridiplantae; Streptophyta; Magnoliopsida; Fabales; Fabaceae
Exons: 8
Coding region: 256-951 (231 amino acids)
Biological process (GO): protein deneddylation; proteolysis
Molecular function (GO): deNEDDylase activity; cysteine-type peptidase activity
Source: RefSeq, a predicted model, not a curated record